Molecule: messenger RNA, 774 nt
Organism: Diorhabda carinulata
Lineage: Eukaryota; Metazoa; Arthropoda; Insecta; Coleoptera; Chrysomelidae
Exons: 2
Coding region: 127-639 (170 amino acids)
Source: RefSeq, a predicted model, not a curated record
GGUAACAAUUUCAACGUAUCAAAUUUCAGAACGUUGUUAAGAAAGACCUUGUUAACUUGUAUAAAUAGAAUUAAUAGUAACAGAGCGUUUCAGUUUUCAAGUAAUUGUUAAAUAGAUAAUAGAAAUAUGAAGAUACAAAUAUGGGUUAUAUGUUUCAUAUCUGCAAUAAACUUAAUUACUUGUGGUUACUUAAUCAAUUAUCAUCCUCUACCUCCUAACCUUAUUACAUCCAGUACUGUUAUUGGUAGCACUGCUGGAGUCACUCCUUCCUCGGGCUCGUACUCUGCUUCCCAACUCACUCAAACCAUUUUAAAUUCUCCUCAUCGAAUCCAAUCACCUAUAUCUCCAUACCAUCCUUCAAAUUAUGAUGGCAGAAUAAAUCAGGAUACCUAUAGUUCUGGUUCUAAUGAAAGAAGAAAUCAAUCUCGUUAUUUAUCUCAAUUCACUCCGAACCGGUUCUAUAAUCCCAGUCAAACCACCAACUACAAUACGAACCAUCCUUCUGCAGUAACAUAUAACUCAUAUGAUAAUGAACGUCCAGGAAAUAACAAUCUGAAGCAAGAAGUUUAUUAUCAAAGGGAAAAUAUUGAUGAUGUUGGACAUGUUCAUGAUGCUCAUAACAAUUAUGAAGGAUAUUAGAAAAACUUACUUUGUACCUGGUUUUUUAUUUACGUUAAUAUAAUGCGUGAAAAGACUACUUUAAAAAUGAAAUAUGUUUAAAAGGGUAUUUUUUGAAGAUAUAAAUAAAUACAGGUUAGUUGAAGUUAACAGUUA